CUUGCUGUCAUCUUCAAGUCUAUUCCCUCUUCAAUGCUCUAGCUGUGUUUUGUCUUUAGCAACAUCUCUCAUUUGCAAGUCUGCUGGUCUGAGUUGCUGUACUAUACCCAAUGUCGCUUAACCAGGUCUGGGAAGCAGCUUCUGCACGCCCUUAUAUUCCCCUCGUUGCGAAAGACAGUCAAUUUACCGUUGGCUUCUCUCUUCUGCUGCUCGCUUUCAUUUUCACCGGACUUUUCGGUCUAAACCGGUCACUUUCAAGCAUUGUCUCACUUGGUUUGCCGGCAUCUUUGGCUUUCGGUUUCGGAGCUGUGUAUAUGAUCUGUGCCGUUGGAGUCUACGUUUAAGUGACAUCUCCCUGUACGGUUGUUUGGAGAUUUGAAGACGCAAGCUGUAUCACUAGAACACCACAUACAAUAAAUACCCGGUGUUUACUCCGUACUGCUCCUAUCCUUUUUUCACCCGCAACCAUGACGGACACCGGUCCCAUCUUCACUGCGGUUUCUAGCAACGCAAAUCAACUAUACACUUUAUUACAUUGCAUCAGCUUUGCUCAGAACGCCACGGUACAGAUAACGCCGGAUGGAAUCCGCUUUUCCGUGGAGGAGGGCCGAGUUGUACAAGGGCUUGCGUUCCUGGACAAAGCUCUCUUCACCACAUAUACCUUCCACCCGCCCACUGGCGUCAAUAACGAACAUGACACCUUCAUGGACACAGAACCAGACGGAGCCAAUUACCCUUGCUUCGUCGUCUCACUCUCAGCUCUACUGGAGACUUUAAAAAUCUUUGGCAUAGGCGACUCUUCAUCCGCCAGCACCAGCCGAGCAGCCAGCGUCCAGCCUCCGACCGCCUCAGCCUCCAAUGCAUUCACAGCCCCAGCUCUACUCCUCAACCGCUCAUGCACCUUCCAAUAUCUAACCGACGGCUCCCCCCUAACCGUCACCCUCACCGAAACAGGCGUCAAAACCGUCUGUGAAUUAACAACAUACGAGCCCGACGAAGGCGACCUUGAGAUUCCCUUCCAACGCGAUGGUAUCGUUAUGAAAAUCAUCAUGCGCUCUGCCUGGCUGCACAAUGCAAUCACAGAACUCGGUGCCACGAACCCCAGCAUUCUGAAAAUCAGUGCGUCCGACAAACAGGAACCAUACUUUACCCUCUCCGGCGCAGGAGGCCCAUUUAGCGAAUCGACAGUUGAAUUUUCAAUUGAACAAGACGAAGGCCGAAAGGGUACGACGCACGAUACACACCGCAAAGUUAUGACAAACGACGGAGCCCGACCACGUGCAACGAGAACUAAGCUCGCUCCCACGGUCACAGAGACAUUCCUCAUCAGCCCGCCGUCCUCCAUGGGAUCGCGUCUAAGGCAAGACUUUCGCUUCGCGUAUAUCCAAAAGGCAGCCCGUGCCAUGGCUACAGCGAACAAAGUAAGCAUACGCGGUGAUCGGCAGGGAGUGCUAAGCCUGCAGUUCAUGAUUGAGUUUGAUGCAUCAGGGUCUGCUAUGACGGGGAACAGCGUCGGUAACAGUAUGCGCUCCGGUGCUGUAAGGGGUGUGGACGUAAAUGCACCAGGGUCUACUGUCAGCUUUGUUGAUUUUAGGUUUGUCCCGCUGCUAGAUGAAGAUGAUCUUGGGGGUAAGGCAGUAAGGGAUGAUUUGGAGUGA
Messenger RNA from Aspergillus nidulans FGSC A4, 1658 nucleotides. Its product is annotated as putative DNA repair protein Rad1. Bases 468 to 1658 code for a protein of 396 amino acids. Lineage: Eukaryota; Fungi; Ascomycota; Eurotiomycetes; Eurotiales; Aspergillaceae. Gene Ontology annotation, cellular component: nucleus. The transcript is spliced from 4 exons. The record is from RefSeq and is a predicted model, not a curated record. Gene Ontology annotation, biological process: DNA damage checkpoint signaling.